Hypomesus transpacificus is the source of this 1942-nucleotide messenger RNA. Its product is annotated as rho-related GTP-binding protein RhoV-like. Gene Ontology annotation, molecular function: GTPase activity; GTP binding. The coding region runs from base 383 to 1111 and encodes 242 amino acids. The record is from RefSeq and is a predicted model, not a curated record. Gene Ontology annotation, biological process: small GTPase-mediated signal transduction. NCBI's taxonomy places the organism in Eukaryota, Metazoa, Chordata, Actinopteri, Osmeriformes, Osmeridae. The transcript has 3 exons.
UAUGUGAGGGGGUAAUGAGAAAGGUUAAUUUAGCCUCUAAUAGGUUUUACCGAAUGAACCCAAGUCCCAAUAUAUAUCAAUAACUUUACAACAGCAUCGUGCUAUUACAAUUGUUAGAAUGCUAAUUUAUUUAUCUUUAAAUUCCCAGUAGCCGAUCAUUUUGUUUCUGUAGCAGUCACAUGAAUGGGGGAUGCGCUGCUAUGCUAAACCCAUUUGUGAACAGUGAUUUGCAACUGAUUGAAGCGGUCGAAAGCCGGUACCUCAUUGGUCGUCAUUGUUCUUUUAAACCGAAGGUGAUAGAAUUUGGCUGAAUGAGUCAGUGUACCAUGUGCGCUCUGGUGUCCUGCAGUUGUUCUGCGGAGCCUGCUCGUGCUUCUACUUCAUGAAAAAUGAGCCAGAAGUAUCUUUUCUAAAUGCGAAAAUGCCUCUUGGCAGUAGGCCUGCUAAGCACCGGAUGCAUGUCGCUCACGAGAAGAACAGUGAACACGCAAUUAGCUGUAUGUUGAUUGGGGACGGUGCCGUGGGGAAAACGAGUAUGAUCACGAGUUACAUCUCCAACGGUUAUCCAAAUGGCUAUCAACAGACGGCUUUUGAUGUUUUUACCGGGCUGGUUCACGUUGACGGGAUUCCAUUUAGAAUCCAGUUGUUGGACACAGCUGGACAGGACGAGUUUGAUCAUUUUCGGUCCAUGUGGUACGGGCAAGUAGAUGUGUUCAUCCUGUGCUUCAGUGUUGUCAACCCAGUGUCAUUCCACAACAUCGCCACUAAAUGGAUCCCUCAAGUCCGUGCCGUCAAUCCCGUUUGUCCAAUCGUUUUGGUAGGAACACAGUCUGACCUUAGAUACGAUGUCAAUAUUCUCAUCGAUCUGGAUCAGAUGAGGGUAAAACCUGUGGUUCGCUCACAGGCUGAGUCGCUGGCCGAGAAGAUAAGCGCGCAAGGAUAUGUAGAAUGUUCAGCACUGACCCAAAAGAACCUCAAAGAAGCAUUCGACUCAGCCAUAUGUGCCUCUUUAAAGCACCAGGCUUGUAAAAAAGCUCAUAAGUUAAAACUCCUGGACCGGGCUAAGACUUUCUCAGGUGUUGGAUGGAAGAAGUUGUUUUGCUUCAUCUGAUUGGUCAUGCAUGAUCCGGAAACACUCAAGAACUAUCAGUGGGAGUCUGUUGAAGAAAUGUGUUGAUUUGUGCCACGAACAUAAGGGAGUUAAUUUAAUGAAGAUUCCCUCGGAUUAUAGAGCUGUUGAUAAACCUCAGCUCAGGGCUUGAUGAAUAUUUAGGGCGUCCAUCCCCCACUGACAACCUCUCACUAAAUUAAUCAUGGCAAGAUUUUAGUAUUCACACAAUCUAUUUAGACAUCCUUAUUUGAAAGGUGUCAUAGCUCACUACCAGGGAACAUGUAAACACUAUGCAAGGCCUAACUCUCUAUGCAAAGCAAAUAUCUGGGCUAUCUCCAUCAAACUCUGCAUGUAUUUAUAUUAAAUCUCAUGGUUUUACUCUGGGCUUAGUCAUUAGGAAUGUGUAGAAACUAUAUAUCCAGUCAUAUUUGCCUCUUGUAGAGGUCUUACAUUUUGUGUUGUCAUUUUUGGUCAAAUGCCCUCAUGUUAAUAUUUGACACAAUUACAACAUGUCUCAUGUCAAAUAGAGAGAUUAAUAAAUGUGCGACGUUAAGUCUAAAUGUGGUUUUGUCUAGGAGUUGUGUGGGGUACGUAUUAAGGUACUGAAACAGACUUACAGGCUACUAUUAAAAUGUUUACAUCUACUUUAGAUAGGCUACAGUAAGUGACAAUGGCUUGAAUUGAUCAGUGGGGAAACCCAGGCCUUCUUCCAGGGGGGUCGACUCUUUGAUAAUAAUGGAGGGAAAGACUGGGAGACCAGGGACUCCCAACAGCAUUCAAUUCACUUUGUCAUCCUCAACUCAAACCAAGGCAAUGGUCACCUGCUGUUGC